CAGUCUUCGACAAAAUGAGUGACCCAAAGCAGAAAUCCGACGAUUUGCCUGAGCAAGUUGAGCAACCCGAGCAAGGAGGAGGAAACGAUGGACAAGAGGAGGAUGUACAGAUGGCCGAGGUGUCUGAGCAAGAACUCGAGCGAGUGAGGACAUUACUGCAUCGGGAUUGGAUGUACUCAUUCACGCCUGAACGAGUUCGGCGGUAUCACCUCAACCGCUCCGACUAUCUCAACGAAGAGAUCAGGCAUUCACAGCGUGCCAUAAGAAAUGCUCUACUAGGAUAUAAACAUGCAAGCAAUUCUCGGAAAACUUGCCGAACAGAUCUGCUUGACACGACGUGGAUCCUAGAAAAUUUGGAGCUCGUUGGUCGUCAACUACCUCGCGAAUCUAGUUCUCAGGGGAACCCGAAUCAAGAGAGUGUGCAAGAAUUACACCGCCAGAUUUGUCAAUUGUUUGAAGAUGAUGCACUCGCUGUGUGCGAAAGAGGUCAUAAUCAGGAAGUCGCGUUAGACCUGGCCAGCCAAGUGAUUGCGACACACAUGAGGACGAUCAGAGAAUUUCAAGAGGAAUAUUUCAAAGUCACCGGAAAAAAGCAUGAGUUGAAGAAAUUGGAGGACAACGCAUACGGGGUACUGUUGACUCCUUCUCCAAAACGAAUGCCGAAGAACUUCCAACGACGUCGCAGCGAUGGUGACGAUGACGAUGAUGGUCCGGGAAAUUGGGGAAACCUUAAUCCAGUUGCACCUGUCUAGUACAAUACUAUCCAAUAUAUGUUUACUAAUUUUAACCUUUUAACCGUACUUUUGUCGAGUAUUCAAUUUUAAUAUGCAAUUUAUAUCAAUUGUAUUUAAGCCAAGCUUAAUGUUAAUAUUGUACUCUUCAUAAUCUUUAUGCUAAUUUAAGUUGUGUCUUCAACUAUUUCAGUUAACAUCACCCUAUUUUCAUGUAACUACCACGUCAAUUGUUUAUAUUUGAUAAGUUCUUGUGUUUAAAACACUUGCCCUCAACUUUAUUAAAAUAAAUUGUUAUGACGGGUAAA
Caenorhabditis elegans is the source of this 1039-nucleotide messenger RNA. RefSeq names its product Non-structural maintenance of chromosomes element 4 (gene F14H3.6). The record is from RefSeq and is marked reviewed. Lineage: Eukaryota; Metazoa; Nematoda; Chromadorea; Rhabditida; Rhabditidae. The coding region runs from base 15 to 752 and encodes 245 amino acids. The transcript has 4 exons.